This is a messenger RNA of Sporothrix schenckii 1099-18, 1935 nucleotides long. Its product is annotated as coatamer subunit protein. Gene Ontology annotation, biological process: intra-Golgi vesicle-mediated transport; endoplasmic reticulum to Golgi vesicle-mediated transport; intracellular protein transport. The coding region runs from base 1 to 1935 and encodes 644 amino acids. Gene Ontology annotation, cellular component: COPI vesicle coat. NCBI's taxonomy places the organism in Eukaryota, Fungi, Ascomycota, Sordariomycetes, Ophiostomatales, Ophiostomataceae. The record is from RefSeq and is a predicted model, not a curated record. Gene Ontology annotation, molecular function: structural molecule activity; protein binding. The transcript has a single exon.
AUGGGCUUCUGCCCCUCGUCUGUAGUUUGCACCAUGACGGGCCAUAACCACUACGUCAUGUGCGCCCAGUUCCACCCAAAGGAGGACCUCGUCGUAUCCGCGUCGCUCGACCAGUCCGUUCGUGUCUGGGACAUAUCGGGUCUCCGCAAGAAACACUCCGCCCCGACCUCCAUGUCGUUUGAGGACCAGAUGGCCCGCGCCAACCAGAACCAGGCUGACAUGUUUGGCAACACCGAUGCCGUUGUCAAGUUCGUCCUUGAGGGCCACGACCGCGGUGUCAACUGGGUCGCCUUCCACCCUACUAUGCCGCUCAUUGUGUCGGCCGGCGAUGACCGCCUCGUGAAGCUUUGGCGUAUGAGCGAGACUAAGGCUUGGGAGGUGGACACGUGUCGCGGCCAUUUCCAGAACGCGUCGGGCUGUCUGUUCCACCCACACCAGGACCUCAUCCUGUCUGCUGGUGAGGACAAAACCAUCCGUGUCUGGGACCUUAAUAAGAGAACAGCUGUCCAGACGUUUAAGAGAGAGAAUGACCGCUUCUGGGUCAUUGCCGCCCACCCCGAGAUCAACCUCUUCGCCGCCGGCCAUGACAACGGUGUCAUGGUCUUCAAGCUCGAGCGCGAGCGUCCUGCCUCCGCCGUCUACAUCAACAACCUCUUUUAUAUCAACAAGGAGAAGCAGGUGCGGUCCUAUGACUUCCAGAAGAACCUCGAAUCCCCCACUCUUCUGUCCCUGAAGAAGGUCGGCCCCGCCUGGGUGCCUCCGCGGACUCUUUCCUAUAACCCCGCCGAGCGCUCGAUUCUCGUGACGUCGGCUGCCGACGGCGGCUCGUACGACCUGAUCAACCUCCCCAAGGACGGUUCGGGCGCCUUGGAGCCCACUGAGCUGAAGCGCGGCUCCGGUAACUCGGCCAUCUUUGUGGCUCGCAACCGCUUCGCUGUCCUGAAUACAGCUACACAGACCAUCGACAUCAAGGACCUCACUAACAAUGUCACGCGCUCUUUCAAGCCCCCUGCUGGCACCACCGACAUCUACUUUGGCGGCCCCGGCAACCUGCUCAUCAUCACGCCGACUGCCGUUCACCUAUACGACAUCCAGCACAAGAAGACCAUCGCCAGCUUGAACGUGAAUGGUGUGAAGUACGUUUCUUGGUCCAACGACAGUUUGUACGCUGCGCUCCUGAGCAAGCACAACGUGACGAUUGUUACCAAGACGCUGGAGCAGGUCAGCACGUUGCAUGAGACGAUCCGUAUCAAGAGCGCCACCUGGGACGAUGCCGGUAUCCUUCUGUACUCGACUCUCAACCAUAUCAAAUAUACGCUCCUGAACGGCGACAACGGAAUCGUGCGCACUCUCGACCAGACGGUGUAUCUGGUUCGCGUCAAGGGCCGCAACGUCUACUGCCUCGAUCGCUCCGCGAAGCCCAAGAUCCUGCAGAUCGACCCCACCGAGUACCGCUUCAAGAUGGCUCUGGUCAAGCGCAACUACGAAGAGAUGCUUCACAUUAUCCAGACAUCGUCACUUGUUGGCCAGUCCAUUAUUUCAUACCUCCAGAAGAAGGGAUACCCAGAGAUCGCGCUACAGUUCGUCCAAGACCCGACGACGCGAUUCGAGCUAGCCAUAGAGUGUGGCAACCUCGAUGUUGCCGUUGAAAUGGCCAAGGAGCUAGACAAGCCCAAGCUAUGGUCGAGACUGAGCAACGAGGCUCUGGCUCACGGCAACAACCAGGUUGUGGAGAUGUGCUACCAGAAGCUGAAGCAGCUGGACAAGCUAUCUUUCCUGUAUUUGUCGACGGGCGACAAGACAAAGCUAGCCCGCAUGGCUAAGAUUGCCGAACACCGCGGCGACUUUACGUCGCGGUUCCAAAACGCCCUGUAUCUCGGCGACGUCGAGGACCGGAUACAGAUGUUCAAGGAGAUCGAUCUUUGUACGUAUUAA